This is a messenger RNA of Lepidothrix coronata (blue-crowned manakin), 4671 nucleotides long. RefSeq names its product OMA1 zinc metallopeptidase (gene OMA1). The record is from RefSeq and is a predicted model, not a curated record. The transcript has 9 exons. Gene Ontology annotation, biological process: mitochondrial protein processing; protein quality control for misfolded or incompletely synthesized proteins. Gene Ontology annotation, cellular component: mitochondrial inner membrane. NCBI's taxonomy places the organism in Eukaryota, Metazoa, Chordata, Aves, Passeriformes, Pipridae. Gene Ontology annotation, molecular function: metalloendopeptidase activity. The coding region runs from base 213 to 1799 and encodes 528 amino acids.
CCACAAGGGACACCUGCAGUCACUGUGGACUGGUGGUACUAAAAGUGAAAGGGGAAAAUAAAUCACACCUUGUUUUAUUUUCAGUGAUACUCGACAGGGAUUUCCUUCACUGUCUGAAGGAUUGGUAUCUUGAAACUGCACUUGUGACUGUGACUGUUUUGUGCAAUGCAGCUGUUGGCAAACAAAUACAGAGGUAACCAGCCAAAGAAGUUAUGAAUAUCAUCUGUGGUCUAAAGCUGCCGGGCAGGAACUGUGUUUUCUCUCAUUUGGCGUCUUUGAGCAAGCAGGGGAAGUGCAAUAACCUCUCUAGGUCUUACACAGGAUGGUGCCGAACUCACAUCAACAGAUUCAGAUGCCAAAGGCUGGAUUUGAGUGGAAAUACUAGAAACUGUUUUUUGACUGGAAACCCUGUCUGCCACAGAAACUUCAUCAGUAAAGGACUGAAGUGUGUUUUGAAUGUCCCAAAUACAGGAGUAUACAGGAAUGCACACCACAGUUCAGGAAGGUUUUGCGUCCAGUCUUCUCGGCCACAGGGGGAGAAGACCACAUCCCUCCAGAUCUGUUCCGUAGGGGAACUCCCACAUCACUGUUCUGCUUGGAACGUUCACAUCAUCAGGUCUCUUCGCACAUCACCAUCAUUUCAGGCUGCGCCAGUUCCUCUUUUCUGGAUCAUUGUUAAGCCAGCUCAGAAAUUACUUGCCAUCAUUCUUGGCAGGAGCAUAAGAAAUUGGUGGAAGGCACUUCCUCCUAAUAAACGGGAACUGUUUAAAGAAAGUGCAAGAAAAAAUAAAUGGAAGAUCCUCCUGGGUGUCAGUAGCUUAGGACUUGUAUUUAUCAUGUUUUAUUUUACUCACUUGGAGGAGACACCCAUCACUGGGCGUGCUCGACUGCUGGUGUUUGGGAAGGAGCAUUUUAGGGAACUGUCACAGAUGGAAUAUGAAAUGUGGAUGGAGGAGUUCAAAAAUCAAAUGUUGCCUGAGACAGAUGCAAGAUACCAGGUUGUGGAGAGAGUUGUUGGGCAUUUGUCUGAAAGCAAUAAGGACAUCCCAGAGGUCUCAGCACUCAAGUGGGUGAUUCACGUGGUGGAUGAACCAGGUGUAAAUGCUUUUGUGCUUCCAAAUGGUCAAGUGUUUGUUUUCACUGGAUUGCUCGAUGCAGUUUCAGAUAUUCAUCAGCUGUCAUUUAUUUUGGGACAUGAAAUAGCUCAUGCUGUGCUGGAACAUGCAGCAGAGAAAGCCAGCCUGGUGCACAUCCUGGAUUUUCUCUCCCUCAUCUUUCUCACCAUGAUUUGGGCCAUCUGUCCUCGGGAUAGUUUGGCAGUUGUUGGCCAGUGGAUUCAGAGCAAGUUGCAGGAGUUCAUGUUUGACAGACCCUACAGCAGAACACUGGAGGCUGAGGCUGAUAAAGUGGGACUUCAGUUUGCAGCAAAGGCCUGUGUGGAUGUCAGAGCCAGCAGCGUGUUCUGGCAGCAGAUGGAACUGGCAGAAACCAUCCAAGGGCAGCCCAAGAUCCCGGAGUGGCUUUCCACACACCCUUCCCAUGAGAACAGAGCGGAGCAUUUGGACCGCCUGAUCCCACAGGCUCUUAAAAUAAGAGAGAGCUGCAAUUGCCCAUCUCUUUCUGGACCAGAUCCUCGCCUUAUUUUCAAACUUAACAUGCAACAUCUCCUGGAAUCGUCUAAAGAUCGAGAAGCCCCAAAUUCUACAAAGCAAGAUCCCUCAAAGCCAAAACCAGACUUUGCUCACACUCAAAAAGUGGAAGAUAUGCCUGUAACUUUUGCAGUUAAACCUACAAACUAAUGACAAUGAUUUUCCCUUUUUAUGGAACUGGUGGUCCCUGAAGGUCUGUCUCAUAACAUAAAUUUGUCUUUGAACCAUAAAGGAGAUGUAGCCACUCAGAUUCUCCAUUCUUUUUAUGUGAUUCCCUCACUCAAAGCAAUAAGGAACCAUGCCCACACAAGAAGAGCAGUGUGUUGGAGCAGAAAGUUUCUUAUUCAUUAAGAGUUACUAAAAUAAAUCACUUCUCAGGGGAAAGAUAAUCUCAUACAAUCCAGUGACACAGUGUAAUUUUCAGCUUUAUCAGGCUCACCUUGAUCAGAGGACAGAUGAGCCAGAAGCGUCCCUAAAGCAGAGGAAAAAGUACAAUUUUCAUCACUUAAGUUGUCUGGUUUAUCUUGCCAUAAUUUGGGUUAGAUCUACUCAGCUUCAUUUGAGAAAUAAUGAGGAGAGCUCACUGCCUGCUCCACAUACAGGCUGUUUAAAAAUAUUAAGCUGAGAAGUGAUAAUAGCUGUGGGCUAGAUACACCCCCACUUAAUUAGGUGGAUUUACUGCUGGGAUUUUUCUUCUUUCUGAGGCAUUUUAGAAUGUGGAUUGAUUCAACAUUUUUCUUCAAAGUAACCUGAAAGGAUUGCAUGAAGUUCAGUUUAAAAAAAAGGAGUUAAAUAAUUUUCAGGGGAGUCUUUCUUUUGAAAGAAGCACUGAAAGAACCACAGUUUGUAGCACUAGGAUGCUUUGCAAGGAUGGCUGUUGUCUUUUUUUAAAUGAUCAGGGUGCCUCAUCAAAGAGCAGAUUUGCUGCAACAACAUUUAAUUUGGAUAUAUCCAUUUGGAUAGAAACAAUUGCUGAUGUGGAAUAUAUUAUGUAGUAAGACAAAUAUAAGAUUUUUUGACUGCACAGCUUUUGCAGCUGUAUCUUGUAAAAGGUGACUUCUCUUCAGGAAGCUGGCAUCUAAUGCUGAGCAUCCCUCCCUCCCCAGUCCCCCUGAAGCCACACUUUUUAUGCCCUGGAGGCCAAUAUGCAGUGUAGGUAAAGCUCUGCCUUUCAGGAUGGACCACUGUGACCCAGCGUGGCCAUCUCUGUUUGAGUUGUUUGAGCUGUCCUUGCUUUGCAGUUGGUGAAAAUACUAAAAUGUCCAUCUUGCAGGAAGGUGUAGAAAGAGGUGGCAGUGAAUGAAAAUAAAAAAGGGAAAUCCUGUUCCUCCAGUUCUUAAGAUCUGUUAUUUACUUGGAUAGAAACUUGUUACUUACUUGGAUCAAAACAAAAAUCUCAUUCAUAUACGAUAGGGUCUUACAUGAAGGAAACAUUAAAAAUAUUUUCCGGUAUAUCCUAUUUCAAAACAUUCUUUUUCUGUUUGGAGAAGGGAAGACUUUAUCAUAUUUCUUCAAUUAAAUCAGAAUGCAAGCUUUUAAAAAGGAACACCCCCCCCCCCCGUUCAGUGCUAUCAGUGAAUAUAGUUGGGAGAACAGAUUGUGAAAGAAGUAAUUCUUUCUCUGACUUCAGUCCAUGAAGCUGGGUCCUCUGAGAAACACCAGCAACUCCCUUAUCUCUAUUCAGAGGUAAGUUGAUGUCUCUGUAAUGUUGAUGAUUCUAGGGCUGAUUGUAUAGGUUUAGAUUGGCUGCAUAUUGCUUACAAGCUGGUUUUAAAUUUCUGCUCAGCACUGCUGGCAGGAGGCAGAAGGUCCAGCCUGACCAUUAUUCAUCCAUCCGUUCUUAUUCUUCAUGACAGGACUUUUUGUAGCAGACGUUCAGUGAUGUGUUGCAGCAUUUGGACAUUGUCACCUGAAGGUAAACAGAAAAAUACACCAUUUAGAUUUCCCUGUGGACCUCAGAGUUUAUCCUGCAGCACCAAAACCCCAACGCUGCUGCCUCUCUCUCGCUCCAGUGUCAGAGCUUGUUUUGUUAUCCAGGGUUCCUGCUUGACAUGCAACUGGAUGCUUGUGUCUGUUAGGAAUGAGGAGAACAUACUAGAGUUUUACAGCUUUCAAGAUGAAGUAUGAAACUACACAAAUUUAAUAUUUCUCCUCUCUGCUUUAAGUGACUGAAGUACAGCAGUGGAAUGCUCGAGAUACAGAGAGAUUUUAAAAACUUUGGAAGGAGAUAGUUUUGUAACCAUGAUCAUGGUGAUGUGAGAGAAAAGGUUCCAAGGGAAGGGUAAUUGCUUAUACUAGACUGACAAAAGGAUUAUGUACUUUUUCGAAUUAUAGUGGUCUAAUAAAACAUAUUUCUCUCUUUACAAACACACACACGAGUUAGGCCUCUAAACUAGAACCCUCUAGUUUUAAAUACAGUUUAAAUGGUUUUAAAUGUAUAAUUUUAAAUCCAGUAUGUGAAGUUGAAAAUUUCAGGUUUUGCUUUACAUUCUGAAUUUUCCUUAAUACUUUUCUCAAGUGCUUUUGAAGGGUUUAUUCUUCCUGCUUCUCUCAUGUCCAACACAGAAAAUGCCUUAAAUUCAUCUGCCUCUUGGAGGACACUUUGUUUAAAAUUCUUACUGAAUAUUUUAUUGCAUCUGCCUAUAUUGCUAAAGUAUUUUCUUUCUUGAACAGAGAAAUUACAAAAAUAUUGCUUUCCAAAGGUUUGGGAAGUCAUAGUAAAAAUUGCACUUUUAAGUGAUCAUUUUCUGUGUGCAUAUGUAAUUAUGUAAUAUGUUAAUAUAUAAGCUAUAAUCUAUUAUCAGAUUAUUAAUCAUAAAAAUUAUACUUUCAAAAUAUAUCCCUUAGGAAAAUGCUCUGGUUGCAAGCUUCUGAUGAUCUGUAGAAACUUUUAAUUAUGACUGUGUAACUUAGGAUGUCACUGGAAAAGUAGAUCUGGAAAAGUAGAUCUAGAAGUGUUGUUGAAGGAACUCAGUACUUGAAAGUCACAUGUCAUAGAAGAGGGAGAAUAGUGGCUAAAGUG